AUGUAGGUUGAAUAGGUCCCCUCCCCCCCAUGUCCGCCCCUUCUACCCCGGAUCGUCCUGCAGCAGGAGCCAGUGUUAAGCGUUACUUCAGAAAGUGAGCCAUGGAGGAAGGUAGAGAGACGUCCGCGAUGGGCGAGCAGACGAAGACAGGUCGGCAGGCAGGUCGGCAGGCAGAUCACUACCAUCUUACAGUUGCUGAGACCAAAGCUCUGGAGAACUCUGACAGUGACAUCGGAAUGUGUGGGUGGAUGCUGGUGCUGUUCUCCAUCCUGCUGACCCUCCUCACCCUGCCCAUAUCCAUAUGGAUGUGCAUCAAGAUAGUGAAGGAGUACGAGCGGGCUAUAAUCUUUCGUCUGGGCCGUAUUUUGCGAGGAGGAGCCAAAGGACCAGGUCUUUUCUUUAUACUGCCCUGCACUGACAGCUUCAUUAAUGUGGACAUGCGCACCAUCACCUUUGACAUCCCCCCUCAGGAGGUCCUGACGAAAGACUCUGUGACAGUUAGCGUGGAUGGUGUGGUGUAUUAUCGGGUGCAGAACGCUACCUUGGCUGUGGCCAACAUCACCAAUGCUGAUGCUGCCACCCGCCUGCUGGCUCAGACCACCCUGAGGAACGUGCUCGGCACAAAGAACCUGGCUGAGAUCCUGUCUGAUCGUGAGGAGAUCGCCCAUAGCAUGCAGAGCACUUUGGAUGACGCGACUGAUGACUGGGGCAUUAAGGUGGAGCGGGUGGAAAUUAAAGACGUUAAACUACCACUGCAGCUCCAGAGAGCCAUGGCUGCUGAAGCCGAGGCAGCCAGAGAGGCCAGAGCUAAGGUGAUUGCUGCUGAGGGUGAGAUGAAUGCAUCUCGUGCACUGAAGGAAGCCUCUCUGGUGAUAGCAGAGUCUCCGUCUGCUCUGCAGCUGCGCUAUCUGCAGACCCUGAACACUAUCGCCGCUGAGAAAAACUCCACCAUAAUCUUCCCCCUGCCUAUCGACAUGAUGCAAAGUUUCCUCAAGCGCUGAGCUCCCAUCUUACACACACACACAAACAUAAUAACACACAGUAAUAUAAGAAUGCGCUUGAACACCCUGAGGACUUAUGCAACACAUGCAGAUGCAUUUACUGAAAUAUCUGACACGCAUUCAUACACAAACACACACACAAUCAUACUCUGGCUGUAGUGCAGUGGCUUUAGUGGAACUCCUAUUAAUCUGAUUCACAGUCAGCAACAGUGGUCAUCAGCUCUCCUGAAAGUCUUUCCUGAUGAGAAGUAGGAACCAACCCCUGUCCUGGAGAUCAAUCCUUUCUGUGUAGUGGUGCUCCAACCACAAUCUGCUAAACCUGCUUCAGAUCAUUAACUUCUUAUGAAGUCCCUGAUUGGCUGGAUUUGGUGCAUUAUGGUGCCAUGUGAUCCACCCAGUCAGGGACUUCUGAAGAAGUUAAUUAGUUGGAGCAAGUGUGGCAGAUGGUGAUUGGAGCUGGACUCCACAGGAAAAUAGGGGCUGCAGGACCUGGGGUGGUGACCACUGCCAUAGAAGAACCACUUUUAAAGCAUGGUUCUUUAGAGAAGCUGUAAGCUGUUAUAGAACCUUUGUAUUAUGUGAAGGUCUUUAAACCAUUGAAAGAUUCUUAACACAGAUAAUUUUUUCAAACAAACCAAAAUUCAUUCUUUGGCGUUGCGCAAAGAACUGACAUUUUUAUUAAAGAGUGUUUUUGGUUCCCCAUAGAUGAUUUCAGUGGCUAAAUACAAUGUGUAAGUUUAAAUAACCUUUUUUACACUUCCUCUAAAUAAUGUAAUGGUUCUAUAACAAGCUGUUGUUUUCCCUAGAACUACAUACUCAGGAUAUAUAUAUAUAUAUAUAUAUAUAUAAAAUGUAUGUGUGUAUGUCUCAGUGGCAAGAAAAAAAACCUUUUGGAAUUUUAUGGUUUUCUGCAUUAAUUUGUCAUAAUAUGUGAUUUGAUUCUCAUUUAAGUCAAGCAUAUUGACAAAUAUAAUGUGCCUAAAUUAAUAACACAAAAAAAAAAAUAUGAUCAUUCAUGUCUUCAUUGAGACCAACCAUAAAAACCUCAUGGUGCUACUGGAUAAAGUAUGUGAAC
Molecule: messenger RNA, 2076 nt
Organism: Pygocentrus nattereri (red-bellied piranha)
Lineage: Eukaryota; Metazoa; Chordata; Actinopteri; Characiformes; Serrasalmidae
Gene: stom
Product: stomatin
Exons: 8
Coding region: 102-1001 (299 amino acids)
Cellular component (GO): plasma membrane
Source: RefSeq, a predicted model, not a curated record